Molecule: messenger RNA, 1701 nt
Organism: Penicillium atrosanguineum
Lineage: Eukaryota; Fungi; Ascomycota; Eurotiomycetes; Eurotiales; Aspergillaceae
Exons: 5
Coding region: 1-1701 (566 amino acids)
Biological process (GO): transmembrane transport
Molecular function (GO): transmembrane transporter activity
Source: RefSeq, a predicted model, not a curated record
AUGGCCGCCCUUAAGCCUACGACUAUGACUGAAGUCAACGAAGAUCCAGCUUCCUUAGAUCCCGAGCACCCUGUAGCUGUGGAUGUGGAUGAAGACAAGCAGGAUGGUGUUCGUGUCGCUGAAGCAAUCACUUCUUCUUGGUCCAAGAAGUCACUCAUUAUCGCAUAUGCUUGCAUGUGGAUGCUUUAUUUCGUCAAUGGCCUUAAUAGCAAUUUGACGUCGAAUCUCUCAGCAUACAUAACAAGUGACUUUUCCAGCCACUCGCUCCUGACUGUGAUCAGCGUUGUCACUAGCGUAAUGAGCGCAGCGUGUCUGAUGCCCAUUGCCAAGGUGCUAAAUUUGUGGGAUCGGACCCUCGGCAUCUUCAUUAUGCUAGUGAUUGCCAUCAUGGGCCUCAUUAUAAUGGCCUGCUGUCAUGACAUCGCCACUUAUUGUGCUGCUCAAGUAUUCUACACGAUCGGGUUCACAGGUGUGAUUUUUUGUGUCGACGUUAUCACUUCGGAUACAUCGUCGCUGCGCAACCGAGGUAUCGCUUUUGCAUUCACUUCCUCUCCAAACGUCAUCACCGCGUUUGCCGGUGCUCCCCUUACCAACUGGAGGUGGGCUUAUGGUACCAUCUGUAUUAUCUUGCCUGUUGUCGCGCUGCCGUUAAUUGUCACCUGGGAGCUUGCCAAGCGGAAGGCAGACAGAGAGGGCCGAUUGCAAUACAAGCCACGAAGCACCCGUACAUGGUUGGAAAGUGUUCGUUUCUACAUUGUUGAGUUUGAUGUUGGAGGUAUAUUCCUUAUGACUGGCGGUCUGAUUCUCUUCCUUGUUGCAUUCAACAUUGCUGGAAACACCACCGGCGAAUGGAAAUCGGCAAAGAUAAUCUCUAUGAUAGUCGUCGGAUUCUUCGUCCUUGUGCUCUUUAUCGUGUACGAGCGCUGGGGGGCACCAAAGCCCUUCAUUCCCUAUCACCUGCUCACCAACCGUACUGUUAUUGGUGCUUGUUUGCUGGACAUUACCUACCAGAUUUCUUACUACUGUUGGAACACCUACUUUACCUCCUACUUACAGGUUGUUUACAACACCAGCCUUACACAGGCUGGGUAUAUCAGUUCAAUUUUCGAUUUGAUGGAUCCCAUCUGGUUGAUUGGAUGCGGUUACCUUAUCAAAGUCACCGGUCGAUUCAAGUGGCUGCUAAUGGGUGCACUGCCCCUCUACAUUCUUGCCAGCGGGUUGAUGAUUUACUUCCGACAGCCCGGUCACAGUCUUGGAUACAUGUGCAUGUGUCAGAUUUUCCUCGCAGUCGGCGGCGGAACGUUCAUCCUCAUCGAACAAGUUGCCGUUUUGGCGGCCUCCAAGCACGAAGAAUACGCCGCCAUGUUGGCACUGCUCAGCACAUUCGGUAACCUUGGUGGUGCUGUUGGCAGUAGCAUUUCGGGAGCAAUCUGGACCAACACGCUUCCUGUGAAGCUGCGCGAGUAUCUUCCAGCUGAUGUCAAGGACCAGUGGUCGGAAAUCUACGAGUCCUUGGAUGUUCAGCUAAGCUAUCCUGUUGGAUCAGACACCCGUACCGCCAUUCAGAACGCAUAUGCCAUAAGUCAACGGAACAUGAUGAUUGCCGGCACUUCUAUCAUGGCACUUUCUAUUGCAUGGGUAUUGAUGAUGAAGAAUAUUAAAGUCAAGAAAAACACGGAUGUAUCGCAGGUUCUGUUCUAA